Messenger RNA from Ilex paraguariensis (yerba mate), 393 nucleotides. Lineage: Eukaryota; Viridiplantae; Streptophyta; Magnoliopsida; Aquifoliales; Aquifoliaceae. The record is from the annotation of a GenBank genome assembly.
AUGGAUACAUAUAAUCUGCAUCCCAUCCCAUCAGAUUUGGAUAUUGUGGAAAAUUAUCUAAAAUAUCGCCAUUCCACCCCUUUUGUUUUUGAUACUCUGGAAAGCUACCGUUCAACAGAUGACUCUGAUCCUUUGUCGUACUCGGCAAAAAUUAUCGAGUGUUCUUGGGAUUCCGAGAAAGAGGUAUGGGUAUGUAUGCGGAUCAGAACAGAUAAAGGGACCCCAAAUGAUUUCAACACAUACAAGAAGGUUAUGCGAAGUAUAAAAGACAAUAUCACAGAGGACAUCUUGUUGAAUGAGAUUAAUGAGAUUAUUCGCCUGCCCAUGUAUGCUGAUAGAAUACGGAAUGACAGCAAACCCCACCCUCAUUCUAAUCCGGCACGCCGUCGGUGA